Lolium perenne is the source of this 2103-nucleotide messenger RNA. The record is from RefSeq and is a predicted model, not a curated record. NCBI's taxonomy places the organism in Eukaryota, Viridiplantae, Streptophyta, Magnoliopsida, Poales, Poaceae.
AUGAGCCAGAUGUGCGGCCACCGUGAUCCGACAAAGAUCACCAGCUUCCAGUUAAGCAAAGAGGACGUAGUCCUCAAGGCUAGGCAAAUUUGCCAAACUGAGAUGCCAACGGACUGGGAGUGGGGCCUCCUUCCAAUCUGCUCCCAGAAUCCCCCAGCUGCUGAAACCUGCGAGCGCUUUCCUCGCAUUGCUGCUGAGGCACUACAAGGCCCCAUCCGCAAUGCCAACCCACCAAUUGUGGAGCACGCCACUCCGCUGGAGGCAAUGGUUGGCCAGGAGUUCCUGGAUAAACUUGCCUCCAGGGGCCAGAAGAAGAAAGCUCCGGCACCUGAAGCUGGUACGAGUGAUGCUCCUCCCCCCAAGCGCUCCCGGAAGGAAAUUGUUGCCGGGAAGGAGGUCACGUCCAAGCGCUAUCGGAAGCGGGAAAUGCCGGUUUCUUCCGGCCCUCCGCUCAAGAUUUCCAAGAGCGCCACUGGCAUGAGGCCGGAAGGCUCUGAGGGUGCCGCCAAGGCCUCUCCUCCUCCUCGACCAAGUCCGGUACCAUCUGGUGCCGGCAAACCUCCAGCCUCCCCCCGGGGAGGCAACACAAGUGCGGGGCGCGCGGCCCCUGAACCUUCAGAUCACCGCGCGGAGGAGGAUUUCUUUUCCCCUCCGGAAGCUCAAGACACCAGCGCCAGCAACAUUGGCACCGGCACAGAAGAUGCCGGGAGGGCGGAACCUCUGGUUCCUCCCGUCCCGGAGAAGACGACGACAUCUACUUCCUCCCCUUCUAAGUCCGUGCUGGAUUCUUCCGCGCCGGCAAGCUCCUCUGCGGCAAAGGAUGCACCGGAAGCUCCUGCGCCCCCACCGGCUGCUCCUACCGGCAAGCCAGCCACCGCCAAGCCUACGCCUCCACCGCAAGAUCCUGCCGCGGUGGCCAGCGCCGCCAGCUCUCCUUCCUCCGGCUCACGGAGCCUCGUGCUGCAUGCCGGCCGCGCCGCCCUUGUGGCCGGAGAGACGACAUCAGCUCAGCUGGGCCGGAUCACCGAGCUCACCCGCGGAGGAGCCGACCUGGGCCACCUCGCCGAUUACGCUGAAAAGUGGAAUCGAGCGGAUCUGUCCCCCGCGACGUUGGGCCUGGGGAAGGACAAGCUGCCGGUAAUUGAUCCUACCGGCCCCCGGAGCACCGGGCAGCACUUUGGCCGGUUGCGGCGCGCGGUCAAAGAAUUUGACAACGCGUGGCACGACGCCAACCAAAAUGUGGCGGUAAGUUGCACAAACUUCACAAAAAUCUAUGCCGCUGUGCCGGAAGCCACCGUCAAGGACCUCGCCGACCAGCUCGCCGCGCUCAAAGCUGAAAAGGAGCAGCUUGCCAAGGAGCACCAACAAGCUCUGGAUGCUCAGAGGACUCGCUUCUCCGAGCUGAAGGAUAAGCUCAUGGAGGCUGAAGUCCGGCACUCUCAGGAGCUCAAGGACGCCCAAGCUGCCACUGAGACAAAGCUGGACGACACCUUGAAGGAGUUUGCCCGCAACAGCAAGGUGCUGCGGUCGGAGCUGGAAGAGGAGAGCAAGGCGCGAAAGGCCGCAGAAGAACGGAUCGGCGUCCUCACCACAGAUCAGGCUGCAUAUGACCGGCUGGUCAUGCAGGCCAAUGCCCUGGCCUUCAAACUCUUCCCAGAUUCACAGGUGCACGCUGUCAAGAAGGUGGCGGAACGUAGGGCUGAGCAAUCCAUGACCAAUCCGGAUGCACCCUGGGACUCCUAUGACCAUCUUGUGGCAUUGGCCGCCCGGAUCUGCCAUAUGAGAGCUGUGGACCGGCACCUGGUCGAGCUGCCGGAGAGGGCCAUAGAGAUUUUCAAGGUCUUCCUCCACGGCGAUGCGCCCACAGAUACAGAUCCAAUCUUGUCCGCCAAGCGCCAGGAUCGCGCCUACCGGAUCGCGGAGUUUGCCCAAACGCGCACCUUCAUCCCUCCUCCUUCCGGCGUCAGAGACGAAAUCUCCGAUGACGAAGAAGAUGCUGAGGACGAGGAGGAUGAGGAAGCCGCAGAAGGCAGCGCCCCUCCGGAACAAGGCGACGCUCCGCCGGAAGCUCCUGAAGCCGGUGCACAGCCUCCGGUUGCCUGA